Molecule: messenger RNA, 4784 nt
Organism: Dendroctonus ponderosae (mountain pine beetle)
Lineage: Eukaryota; Metazoa; Arthropoda; Insecta; Coleoptera; Curculionidae
Product: F-actin-monooxygenase Mical
Exons: 14
Coding region: 11-4474 (1487 amino acids)
Source: RefSeq, a predicted model, not a curated record
AAAUCCCCCGAUGCUCACACCUGCGGAUAGGCAAAUAAUCGAUUCACUAGGCAUAACAGGCGAGUCAGAUUCGAGGAAAACCUGUCAUCAACAAACGUCGCACAAUAGACAAGUGGAAAGAGCGAGGAAAUUUUCGUUUGGGAGAAGACAGAGACUGUAUGGGGAUCACCGGCCGGCCAAAGAGUCGAAUAAUUUGCCGCCAUUGAGUGGCAGUGUGGGCGCGGAAAGGGAGAUUGAAAUGGAGUUUUUCGACGACGCUAAAAAUGUAUCGCCAAAAAUGAACACGCGCGUCCAAAAGUGGAUCAGCCAGCACGAUUUCAAGGCAGACGAAGGAAAAAAGGGCCUGGAAGCUGAAACGACAGUAACCAGGGCGCAAAGGAAGCGAAAAGGAGAAUACGACGGCAUCAAAGUGGAGCAGCGGACCGAUGUGAUCAAAUGCGAAAGUCCCACUCAGUCGUCCCACGAGGACUUUGUCCAGCUGGUGAAGCUGCUGAAGGAUGGCCCAGCCAUCGCUCAGAAGGAGCGCCGAGCCCCGAUUAAACCCAUAUCGAAGUACCGCCGGAAAUCGAUGUCGGCGCCCCCGGCCAAUUUUUCGGUUAUUCUCGAAGGCGAAAAGUCCGAAUUGCCGGAGAGCAACAAGCGGAGCGAGUUCUCGUUCAAGUCGAUCAAAACCAGCAAUCAUCAGCCCUCCAUACCAAACAACCAAGCCUCGAUGCCAUCCAGUCGGCAUAAGCGGCACGCUGAUAUAAUGGUUCCGAAGCCGAGCAGCAUCGAUCGGAAGCAAAGGAAGCGCCGAACUCUCGAACCGAUUGGGCCAAGCGUUGAUUACGACAGUAGAAUCACUGGCCUGAAGCCAUUGGCCAACACCAACGCCGAAGAAGACAUUGCGGCGAAAAUCCGAAGCUUAGAAGACAAGUGGAGCGGCCAGGCCCCCUCCGAGAAGAAGCCCAAAGACCUGAUGCGCGCCAUAGGAAAAAUUGAAACCUCCGACUGGAACAUUAAGCAAAUCGAGAAGAAAAUCCUGGAGAACAAAAUAGGGAAACCGUCCACCUUGAACGCGGACAAGGAGCGAGUGCCUCGUUGGAGUAAGGAGGAGUUCAGAGCGCGCCAAACCAAGAUGGAAAAGAAGCACCUGGACAGACAAGAGAGCGCUGAAGCCAAAUACGCCGAUAUAGACAGAAACAUCAAGCAGCUAGAGCUGAAGCUGAAAGAAGGCACCAAUCGGGAACUGGGCCAAAACAAAGUGGCCUCAAUUACGGAAAAACUCGUCAACAAAACCCCGGUGGAGCCGGAAAAACCGGCGCAGCCCAAGCCCGUAGGCCUGCCAGUGCAGUCGGGCUCAGAAUUCUGCCACUUCUGCUGGAAGCGCGUCUACCUAAUGGAAAGAGUGUCUGCAGAAGGCAAAUUCUUCCACCACAGAUGUUUCAAAUGCAAGUACUGCCACUCGCAGCUCCGACUGGGCUCCUACAUGUUUGAUAGGGACGGCCAGUACGACUACGGCUUUUUCUGCAUUCAUCACUUUGGCAUGCAAGGCGAAUUGCCCCGGCCGACCAAAGUAACGCGGAAACCCAGCGUUAAAGGCCCCAGAGAGGCGGGCAGAAGUCCGCAGAAGAAGCCGCUAUCGGCAGUGGCUGGCGUCGAUUUGCUCGACAGAGUGCGAACCCCCGAACGAAUCGAAUUUGCCAAUCUUUCAACCGAUAACAUAUCGGACCAUGAGGAACCGCUGAGCCAAAUGGACGAGGACGAAUGGACUGACAAAAAUUUCGGCGCUUCAUGCAACGAGUUGGAUGAAAGUGAUGACGAUUCUUCGUCUAGCGUCAGUGAUACUGAUAGCGACGAUGAGGACGCGUUUGACGAUGCUCUUGAGCAGCCGAUAACCAAGGAGGGCACCAUGAAAUGGGCCGAACGACUGAAAAACAGCUACCGAAAGGGCCACCACUCAGACUCGGACGGUUACAGCAGUUCCGACCACAGCAGCUACUACGAAAAUAGUACCGAUGACUCAGAUUCGGACACUGCGACGGAAGGCGAAGAGGAAAUCCGCGCCCGAGAGCUCAGAAGGCAAGAGGUGCGCGUGGAGCCUCCAGUAGUCCAAACUGACACCGGAACGGACACUGAGGUGAAGAAAUCUCUUGAUAUAUUACCGCGCGAAAUGGUUCCCGAUAUUCUAAACGAUCACAAUAAUCGCCUUGACCCCCAACCCUCACCCGCUAUUAGCAAGUCUCCCAGUAAUUACUCAAUUAAUUCCGAAGUGUUUAACAGUGCCGAGAGCGACGUGGACUUUAACAUGAACCAAACUAGUGCACUUAAUCCUAACGUGGUGGUUGGAAAGUUAACGUUUGCCCCUACAGCGGACUGCAAGCCGCCGGUCGGCUCCAAGUAUAAGCAGCAGUCAAGCCGGCUGGCUAAAAGUGCGACGGCCGGCAAUUUGGGCCCGAAGCCGAAGAGGAACUUCGUGCUGCCGCCUAAGGAGCAGCGGCGCAGCUUCGUCCAGGAAUUCACGCCAAAAUUCAAGCUGGAAGAGCCGCUUUUGGUGAUCAAACGAACCCCCAGCAAGGUGAACCUCCCCAAGGAGAUCAAGCCCAAAGUCGCGGUGACUGCAAAGGCGCUUGACACUAACAAGUACUUUGGGGCCCCGAUGAACAAACUGCAAAGAUCCGGAACGAGGAUGGCCUGCCCCAAACCGCACCCGCCACUAGUCAAGCAGACCAGCCUUCCGGAGACUGGCAACUUUAACUUCGACCUGAAGGACUCUGACUGGGAUAACGUGGACAACUACAUCGAAGACCUGCUGACCAACCAGGACGAACUGAGCAAGCCGGUGGACAUCAGCAAGUACAUCCAACCGCCGGAGGAACAAGAGGAGGACGUUUCCAGCAGCAUUGAGGACUUGUUCAGUGCCUUGGAGAAAACCGCUGAAGCUCCCAACAUCGAGACGCAAAAGGAGUGCGAUGAGAAAAUCGAGGACUUGCUCAAGUGGAUGGAAGAGCUGGACCAUCAGACACCCGCCAGGAAAGUGUAUCGCUCAGUCAGCGACGCCAAGUACAAAAACCUGGAAAGUCUGCUCAAAAGGCCCCAAACCGGCGACUCUUUGGUGAGCAAACUGCCCAAGACCAACGUGGCCUUUUUCGAGGCAAUUCUAAAAGGAAAGCCUUUGGCCAAAGACAGCAGCAGCGACGAAAACUUGAACGAGACCAGAAGCAUUAGCCGCUCAAAAACCGAGGUGCAUUUCAACCGGAGCAAACACCCGCGAACCUCCGUUGACCUGGAGGCAGUGAGCAAAGUCAAUAUCAAGUCAGUGUUAAAGAAGUUCGAGUCGCUGGACCAGGAGGAGGAGGAGGCGAACUCCAAGCCAGAGAAACCCGUGGUGAAGCGAUUCUCUUUGGGCAACUUCCCGGCAAAAUCUCCAUCUCACCGGGAGCUGAAAGCCCCCAUCGUCAAGCCAAAGCCCAUCGGAAAAACAAUAAAAAAAUUCGAAAGUCAACCGAAGGAGUUCAAGAAAAUUGAGUACAAACCAGCACCUCUGGAGGCGCAGCGCUCGUUUGAAGACAGCAUAAAGGACUUGGAGAAGUUUGUGGACGACACCAUAGAAAGCAUUGGAAAAAGCAGCAAAUCGGACGGCUUGGGAAAAAGCAAGAGCGACUGGUGCGUGAACGUGACGGUUUCCUCCAAAGUGAGCCCAGAGUUUUUGAAACUUCAGCAAAAAACCGCUGAGAACCAAUCGAAGCCUGCGACGGCUAGUGGGAGGGGCAACGUUGAGUCAAACCCCGCAGACGCGGACUUUGCCAAAGAGCUGCAGGAUUUCCAAGUGGCGAUGUCGGUUUUAACCGAUGAGGCCAGCACCAGUGAAGAAACCCCCAAACCUCACAAUUUCUUCAAGGCUGUUCAAUCUUCCGACAGCUCAACGGCUGAAGAACUUGAACAGCCCGAGAGCUCCAUUAGCUCUGAGUACAAGAAAGAAGCUGCGUUGCCUCAUGAUUUUACCCCAGCUGUGCUAAGCAGCUCGUUUGAAGGCGCUUCUGAAGCAGGAAAAGUGCACGAAGACGCGCUUUACAGCAAGGUGGUAAAGCCGAAUAAAGAACCAUCGUGUUCCCCAGCGGCUCCGCCCCGGAGGAAACACUCUCAAGGGAGUGCAGCUGUACCUCUUCCUCCUCCUAGAGCGGCCAGGCAAAAGUCGCAGGACUUGACGGUAAACAACGAAAAUGUUCCCCAACCAAUCGCUCCUCAGAGAAAGCGGUGCAACACCGCAUCCCCAUUGGUUCGGCGGAAAAACCCAGAGCUCAAACCUUUGAACCGCAAUGGUAAAAGCACUUCGACCAGCAAUUUGGAGAAAGUCAUUGUGGGUUCGUUUGAGCUGCCCGGGCCGCAGAAGGUCUCUAUCAGCGGCACCAAGUCGCUUAGCAGCGAGAAUCUGCCCAAAUUUCCCCCGAAGUAUGGCCGCAAAGACAAAGAUAAAGACUGUUGCAUCCAAUAAGACUUCCAUAUUUUUUUAAAUUUUCUAGUCAUUUUUACGUGCUUUAAGGUAGAAAUAUUCUACUCACCCACAUGGAUUGAAUAAUUUAUUAUUGUUAAUUGUGUGUAUAUGUUCCAUUAUAUUCAUAGAGAUAAGUUGCACAUUUUCUGAAUCGAAUUCACUAAGCCGUUGAUGCAAGAUUGUAGUUUUUGAGAUGUUUUUGGCUUCCGGAGUCAACAGUCACGUUAAAGCAAUUAGGUAACUAUAGAAGAGAGUGCAGUGGCCUUUUUGUUUUGUUGUUUAUUAAUAGAGAGCGUUAAUCCAUUGCUCA